Molecule: messenger RNA, 2570 nt
Organism: Harmonia axyridis
Lineage: Eukaryota; Metazoa; Arthropoda; Insecta; Coleoptera; Coccinellidae
Gene: Rilpl
Product: RILP-like protein homolog
Exons: 8
Coding region: 359-1792 (477 amino acids)
Biological process (GO): cilium assembly
Cellular component (GO): ciliary basal body; cytoplasm
Molecular function (GO): protein dimerization activity
Source: RefSeq, a predicted model, not a curated record
AAAUCAACUGAUGUGUCGGCAAUCUUCCUGAUUCAAGAAGAAAGUUUCUCAUUGAAAAAGUCGACAGUGAUUGCAAAGGGUGAUUAUUCAGACAUCUUCGAGACAUUUAAUGUGUUUCACUUGUCCAAUAUUUGGUAUUUCCAGAUAAAUAAUGAUGAUCCGGUAGGUCUGUUAAUAUUUUUCACAAUUAGGUCUAACGAUUAUUGUAGUUCUAAUAACCAAUCUCAUCUGUCAGUCUUGUUGCUGUUGCUCACCGGAGCUGCCCAAGACUGAACUGAUCGAUCAAUAAUAAGACAGGUUGCAGGUUGACUUCCCAUAUAUUCUGGUCGCAAUUCAGCUCUAAAACCCUAAAAAAUUAAUGCCUCGACUAAAGUAUUCGACUCAUCGUGAUAACAUGGAUGAUACAAGAGAUUCUUUCAGUGAUAUAUCCGUGGUGGACGUGUAUGACAUUGCCUCAGAUAUAGGAAAAGAGUGCGAGAAAAUUAUCGAUCUUUACGGAACAACUGCCGUCACUGGACUAAUGCCCAGAGUAAUAACAGCUCUGGAACUUUUAGAACAGCUAGCAACCAGAAACGAAACAGAAAACGCCCAGCUUUUAGAGCUGCAAAACAAAGUUUCUCUGCUGGAAAAUGACAAGAUUGAAAAGGCUGAAUACAGGGCCAAAUUCGAACGGGAUCUUGAAGCCAUAGAAGAACAAUGGCGCAAGGAUAGUAAUGAACUCUAUAAUGUCAUAGCUAAGCUUCAAGAGGAAAACAGACGUCUUCUUAAAGUACAGACCAGCAGCAGUCCAAAUGAUAAGGAAAACGAGGUUGAAACUUCAGAGAAUCCUGGCAAUGGCGAAAUACUGCAACAAAUGAAAGACACCAUAGAAAAGCAAAGGGACGAAAUUCGCUCUAAAGAUAGGCAGAUCCAGGAAAAAAUUAAUGAAAUUGACAAUAUGAAAUCCAACUAUGAACGGCUUCAAGCUUCAACAAGGGACGCAAAAAGAAAACACAAGAAUCUUCAGACCCAGGUUAGGAACCUUUGUGAGGAGAGGGCAGAUUUUCUGGUUCAGAUACAAGAUCAACAACGUGGUAUCAAUGGAUUGAAACAGCGGUUAGGUUUGGCAGAAAAGGAGAACGAGGAUUUGAGCAAAAUGGACCUCCCUCUACCUUCAAACGUUGCAGUGUUCGAUCUGGAUGAUCCCAAUAGGCCUAGGUUCACUACCGAAGAACUCAAAGACAUUCUUAAUGAAAGAAAUGAUUUGAAAGCUCGUGUCAGUGACCUAGAGGAUGAAUUGGAGACUUAUAGACCCAAACCAAAGCCAGAGUCAGGUAUGAAGAAAAUUGUAAAUAGUAUUGAAAACGCCUGUGAUAGUUUACUCAAUACAUUUCAAAUGUCUAAACCUAGUGUUCCAACAUACUCGUCUAGUCCACCUGUUGAAGAUGAUGCACCUGUGCAAGGCCCUAUACCACUUGAACCUGACGAUGCACCAUGGAAGAAGUCUGAAUCAGGGAUAAGGAAGUUGUUCUGUAAUUUUAAAACGAGGGAAAAUAGAAAAAAAUGUUUUUUUGGAAGAGGCCUUGACAAGAUAAAUCGACUUAAGCAAAAUUAUCUCAAUAAAUCGACAGUUUUCGGAAAUUAUUUGCCGAGGGGGGCAGCGGCAGUGGAAGUUUUCCAAGGCGUAGCAUGUCACCUCUCUCAAAGGUGUCUCUCUCAACUACUAAUGACCCAGUGCCCCUCUAAUUUACCGAAUGCAGCACACAGUUCAAUGUUCUACAUAGAUCUGACAGGCGAUGUUUGGUUUACCUAAAUUUAAAAUUUAGGUGGAUUUUCAUAUUAUUUCUGUGAUUUUUUUUUUUGUAUUAUUCUUUCAGAGUCAUUAUCUGAUGCUUUAAUAUAACUAAUAAUUUAUUUAUUUUAAUAUUAAUGAUAAGUCAAAAUUUAUUUUAAUUUUAUAUUUUACAAACCUUAUUGAGAAAAUAUUAUAUUGGAAUAGAAAUGAGAGUUUUAUAUCAAAGUGUGAACUCAAGUGAAUAUUAAAGGGAGCAGUAGGGAUGCAGGGUGAGCGAAUAAAUAUGAAAUGACGAAGAUUUAAAGAAUUAAGUGUUAGACCUUGGUUAUAACAAAUACUGCUUGAACAAACUAAGUUAAAGCAUGAUCUUCCAAUGAUUCGAAAAUUGUCACAUAAUCACUAUGUAAGAAGUAGUUUCAAAGUCUAUGAUGCAGAUCUUAAUUUUGAAUUGGCUUAAAAAAAUUUUGAAUAUUUUACAAUAUGACCAAAAAGUAUUUUAUUUAAAAAAAGACAAGAUCAUGUCUUAUAGACUUGAAAGGCUUGAACUGCCACAUUAGCUUAGUUCUUCUUAUGAAUACAAUUUAAGAAGCUUUAUUUUAUAUUCUCUAGAUGAUUAAUGUACCAUACAAUAUUAAACAUUACAACUAAAGCUGAAAUAAACAGCCUUGACUUGUAAUGUGAUAUCAUUUGGAUAGAAUAGAUAUAUCAAAAAAGCUAAAAUGGUUUUGAAUUCUUAUGCACAUUAUUAUAGUUCAAUUUAUGUAUUUGUGCCAAAAUUAUAAAAAUAUUUGUAGUU